This is a messenger RNA of Caenorhabditis remanei, 3750 nucleotides long. RefSeq lists its product as uncharacterized. The transcript is spliced from 19 exons. Gene Ontology annotation, cellular component: voltage-gated calcium channel complex. Bases 1 to 3750 code for a protein of 1249 amino acids. Lineage: Eukaryota; Metazoa; Nematoda; Chromadorea; Rhabditida; Rhabditidae. Gene Ontology annotation, molecular function: voltage-gated calcium channel activity. The record is from RefSeq and is a predicted model, not a curated record.
AUGCGAGCGGUUCAUCUACUCGUCGUACUCACUAUUUAUAUCACCAACACUAAAAGUUUUAAUAAGGAAAGCAUAAAAGAAUGUGCACAAGUGUUAAGUGAGCAUGUGAAAGAGACGUUUUCAAAAAUAUCACAUGAAACGAUAUUAAAACAAAACUAUGAAAAAUUAGUGGAAGAAGAGCAAUUUGAUCCAAGAGCAGAACUGAAAAGGAGUAAGCAUCGAAUAGAAGAUUAUCUGAAAGUUCGGUCACAAUUUGCAUAUAAAGCAAAAAUCUCUUUGGAGGCGAGAUUCGUGAAAAAUGAUACACAUGUGAAUGAUCCACAAUCCAAAUCAUUCAUUAGAUUCAUGUCGGCUAAACAAGGAAACGAUGGAACAACGAUAUACGAAUCAAAUCAUCUGGGAAGAAAGCUGAAAGUUAACGAGACGAAAAGUUUCAAUUUGACCCAAAAUGCCAACUUCUAUACACUUCCAACGUCCUCUGUCUCUUCUGCUGUCCAUAUUCCAACUCCACUUUAUGAUAGAAAUGAGGAUCUUCUUCGUAAAAUCGACUGGUCUGACAUCGAUGCCGUGUACAGAACAAAUCGAGAAGAAACGAAAGAUCUUGCAUUCCAAUUGUUCUGCUCUGAAGCUGGAUACAUGAGAUAUUACCCAGCUGCUUCCUGGUUUUGGGACAAUCAAGACGAACAUCUGGAUCUUUUCGAUUGUAGAAAUACAGAAUGGUAUAUCAACUCUGCGACCAACUCGAAGAAUGUUCUGAUUAUGUUGGAUAUGUCGGGAUCAAUGCUUGGCCAAAGAUAUGAAGUUGCAAAGCAGACAACUGAAGCGAUUCUUGAAACAUUGUCUCAUAACGACUACUUUAAUAUCAUGACAUUUUCUAAAACCCAGUUUCUCCUUGAUGGUUGUAAUGGUACAAAUGGAUUGCUUCAAGCAACAAUGCGUAAUAAAAAAGCGCUCCGUCGGAAAAUGGACGGGUAUCAGAGUGAAGGAAAAGCCGAUUACGAGAUUGCUCUUCCGUUAGCCUUCAGUGUUCUUCUUGACUUAAAAGGAUCAUAUGCUCUGUAUACAAAAGAGGAGAUGUCAAUGAUGUCUGCAAAUGCAACAAACGAUUUUCAAUUUCAUUUGGAACUUCCUGAGCACGUUCUUGCUGCCACAAAACAAUAUAUUGAUUCUAUCAAUAACGGAGGAGGUGAUAAUAACAGAGGAGCAUGUGAGAAUGUAAUCAUGUUGAUUACCGAUGGAGCUCCGAAUGCAUACAAGAAGAUUUUUGAUAUGUAUAACGCUGAUAAAAAGGUUCGAGUCUUCACAUUUUUAGUCGGUGACGAGGCGAUUGACUUCAAUGAAGUUAGAGAAAUGGCGUGUAAUAACAGAGGAUACAUGGUCCACGUGGCUAAUAUGGCAGAUGUUGAUGAGAAAAUUCAUCAUUACAUCAGAAGAAUGUCACGAGUUGUUGGAAGACAUUAUAAGGAAUCUGGCCAAUUAUCAUGGUGGACAGGAGUGUACCGAGAACGAUUGUAUCUUCCACGUCCUGAAGUGUUUGCCGAGCCCGUUCCAAUCACAAAUCAAUCUUUCGCUGUCAUGAAUAAAAUGGCUUCUCGACGAAAAAUUCGGCUUCAGAAGUCAGAAGCAAGAAGUCGAAUGUUUGUUACAACUGUCUCUUAUCCAGUUAUUGUAAAUGAAACAUUCAUGGGAGUGGCUGCUGUCAACAUUCCAUUGACUGAAAUUGCACAAAAAUCACAUCCAGCAAAUAUUGGAGCGAAAAGUUAUUUCUUUAUGCUUGACCAAAAUGGUUUUGUAAUGACACAUCCACAGCUUCGACCGAUUGAUCCAGUCACGAAAUAUCACAAACAAAACUACAAUAAUAUGGAUUUAUUGGAGCUGGAAGUUGGACAAAAUCAGAAUGUUCGAUCGAGUCAAAAGUCUCAAGCAGUAUCGGAUUUAGUGUGUGAAUCGGGUGCAAACUAUGCAGAAUGUGUUGAUGAUUUGAGGAAAGCAGUUAGAAAAAUGAUAAUUGAUUGUGAUAAUAGUGAUGUUCAACAACUGGAUGUACUGUAUGCAACGGAAUUGUUGGAUCGAGUGUAUCCACAAACAAAUACAUAUUAUGCUGAAUGUAUCAAUCAUGCAAAUUUCGUUCUUGGAUUGGCAGUUGCAAAAGGAGAUGAUUAUAGGAUAAUUAAGAAACAGAAGAAAUAUGAUUUUGGAAGAGUGAAGAUGGAUUGGAUGGGAGAUAAACGAUGGAGAUUACAUCCUCAUUGGAGAUACUGUUUCCUGAACGACACGGAUACCCAUUUGUCCAAAGAAGAAGCAUUUGAAAUAUAUGCUCAACAAAUGUCUGAUUCUGGAAAAGCUCCACUUUUAUGUGAAUAUCGAAGAAAUUUGGUAGAGAAGCUACUACUAGAUAUGGAAGCAACGAGUAAUUUGAUUGAUAGUUGGGAUACUCAAUACACGUAUAUGAAGAAUAAUCUGAUUCAUCUUGCAUUCUUUGCAACUCCAUCUGGAAUGAUUCGAUAUUAUAACUUAACACUCCAGGACUAUGACUACAUUGAUCCAUACUGGAGUAUAUUUGAACAUAUCGGGCAUUUAUUGUCGUUUGAACACGCACAGGAGUCUUAUAAUCACUUCAUAACGGAUCUCAAUCGAAAAUCGACGGAUGAUCGUUAUUAUCGGCGUGCAGUUCGAAUGAAGGACACAAUAAUGUUCGAUGUUUCAAAUAAUUCAAAAAUUUGGUACAAAUCAGAAACUCAAUUAACUGGUUAUGGACUGAAUGAGAAUUUGACAAUGUUGGGACAAGCAUUCAAAGCGAUUUAUUUGGAUAAGGCAGUUUUGGGAGUAUCUGGAUAUGAGUUCGCUUACGAUCACAUUGUUGAUACGAUGGCUGAACAUGGAUGUCCUGCAUCUGAUGAUAGGAAAUGGUGUGUUCUUUUGGAUGAACAUGCAUACGUCUUCUUCAGCAAUCAAAAUGAUAUUUCUUAUGAAGAUUAUUUGAUUGGAAAAGGAAAACACAUCAGUCAAUAUUUUGGAGGGCUUAAUCGAAUAGCUCAGAGAGCGAUGGCUCUUUUAGUUGAGAAUAAGUUCUAUACGAAAUUCACUUACACUGAUAAUCAAGCAGUUUGUAAAGCAGCAAAACAAGUGACAACAUCGGCAAGUCGAUUUAGACCAUUCUAUCCAUUAUUCCAAUUUUUAAUGCAAACAUUCAAUUUCGUGGUUCGAUUGGCAAGCCAAGUAUCUGGAGGAUAUCUUAUUUGGCUUCCAAAUAUUCAAUUCACAGAAGCAUACACGGCUUCAUUCCACGAGGGAACAGAUGUAUAUCCAUGUCCGAAGCAGUCAUCAUUCUACUUUUCGAACAAAGAUGGAAAGAAUAGACCAUCAAGUACGCAUCUUGUCAAUGGAAAUCGUUCAGAGAGACCAUGUAAAAUGAAUGCAAAAUGUUCUGUGAAAAUGGAAGCAUCAUUUGUCGAUGGAACAAAUCUCGUUAUGGUGUGGAUAACACAAGAUAAAGCCAGUGAAAAUUGUUAUGAUGAAUCUGAAUGUUCGAUGGAUAUUCCAAGUGCACAAGUUCCAUUCGGAUUCGAAGAAGUCAAAAAUGAAGAAUCUUGUGAAAAUCUUGAAAAACGAAAAUCAAAAGCAAAUGAUGUUUGUUAUUCGAUCGAUGAUGAUGACUCUGAGAAUGAACGUCGUCCAUGCUCAAUAAGUCAAUCUCUUGUUUUAAUUGCCCCAAUUCUAGUCGGUUUCCUCCAAUUUUACAUGUUCUAA